This is a messenger RNA of Symbiodinium pilosum, 318 nucleotides long. NCBI's taxonomy places the organism in Eukaryota, Dinophyceae, Suessiales, Symbiodiniaceae. The record is from the annotation of a GenBank genome assembly.
AUGGAGUUCACCGAGGACUAUCCCUCAAAGCCGCCAAAGUGCAAGUUUGCACAGGUUCACGGCAAGCCACUGUUCCACCCGAACGUGUACCCUUCCGGAACUGUUUGCCUUAGUAUCCUAAAUGAGGAUGAGGACUGGAAGCCAGCCAUCACGAUCCGCCAGAUCCUGCUAGGUAUUCAGGACCUCCUGGACAACCCAAACGCUGCGUCGCCAGCACAGGAGGAGCCCUACCGACUAUUUUCCACCGACAAGACUGAGUACUUGAGGCGGGUGAAGAAGCAAGUCUCAGAGGUGGCAGGGGGUGCCCAAACUGGCUGA